Sphaeramia orbicularis (orbiculate cardinalfish) is the source of this 4352-nucleotide messenger RNA. It is a transcript of the gene slc25a35, whose product is annotated as solute carrier family 25 member 35. The transcript has 6 exons. The coding region runs from base 159 to 1055 and encodes 298 amino acids. The record is from RefSeq and is a predicted model, not a curated record. Lineage: Eukaryota; Metazoa; Chordata; Actinopteri; Kurtiformes; Apogonidae.
UCAUGUCUGCGCACUGAUGUCCCAGUCCGCUCACAUUCAUCAUGUAUGUAACUGUACAGGGUGGGAGGCGGAAAUGCUGCUGAGGAGAAAAAUGUGUUGAAAUGAAGGGCAGGACUGUCUGCCAUCAGGCCUGAGCUCCACAUCUGUCCUCAGUCGCGAUGGAUUUCGUGCUGAGCGGCGCGGCUGCUUGCGGUGCGUGUCUGUUCACCAACCCGCUGGAAGUCGUCAAGACGCGGAUGCAGCUCCAGGGAGAGCUGCAGAGCCGGGGCACGUACCAGGUUUACUACCGGAACGUUUUCCACGCGUUUUACACCAUCGGUAAAGUGGACGGACUAGCCGGUCUGCAGAAAGGACUGGUACCCGGACUGGUCUAUCAGUUUUGUAUGAAUGGGGUCAGGCUGGGCUCGUACGCCAUCAUUGAGUCCUCUGGGUACAUUCACACUAAUGGAAGGGUCAGUGCGGUCAAAACCACGUUGGCCGGAGCCCUGGCCGGAGUGGUGGGAGCCGUGAUGGGCAGUCCCGUGUAUCUGGUGAAAACUCAUCUGCAGAGUCAGUCCACCUCCAGCAUUGCAGUUGGACACCAGUAUAAACACCAGGGGAUGGUCCAUGCUCUGGCUGCCAUCUACAAGGACCAUGGCAUUAUGGGAUUGUGGAGAGGCUCCAGUGCUGCUGUGCCAAGGGUCAGCGUGGGGUCUGCUACACAACUCUGCACUUUCUCCUCUUCCAAGGAGCUUGUGGUUGAUCUACAGUUGUUUCCAAAGGACAGCUGGCAGGUGGCUCUCAGUGCCGGUAUGAUCAGCAGUGUGGUGGUGGUGUUGGCCAUGACGCCUUUUGAUGUGGUGAGCACACGGCUCUACAACCAACCGGUCGACCAUCUGGGCAGGGGGCAGCUUUAUAAAGGAUUUGCUGACUGCUUUUCCAAAACAUUGAAGAAGGAGGGUGUGAUGGGACUCUACAAAGGAAUAGGAGCUUCGUAUUUCCGACUCGGCCCUCACACCAUUCUAUCACUGUUCUUCUGGGAUGAACUACGCAAGUUCUACCAACAGUUCAGAUAGCAUUUGGGAUUACGAGAUGGCAAAGUGGGUAACUCAUUAAGCUGUGAGUGUGAAGGUUAAUGAGGCUUCAUUUAAUGAGUACUUUCAUGAAGCUAAAGAAUAACCAGAAUAACGUUCUACUUUCCUCAAGGUAGAGAUUUCACACUCCAGUAGAAAAACAUGUUAGUCAGAAACGCAUCAGAACAGAAGAGUCUGAGAAUGUAACGAAUGUAUUUAGCAAAUCUAACGAACAGUACCAAGAGUUAUCUGGUCUAGUCCUAAUCUGGAUGUGCACAGAUAUGAUGAUAGCUCAUGUAGGUUUAAAUGACUGUAACAAACCUCAUGUACAGAAUAGAUGCAUCACUCCUAAACCUUGACAUUUUAUGCCAUUCCUUAAAAUGUGAAAUGUGUAACAUUUGAAGAAAGCAUCAAAUGCAUCAUGCAACGUUAGCUUUAGUUACUGAAUUGUGUCAAAGCAGUGACACAGAAAAUGUCAGAUGUAAUAAAGUGGAAGCUGCUUUAAGCUCCAUGGUAGCAGCUGUCACAGGUGAUGAUCACAGCAGUUAUGCUGAAGAGGACUAAUAUAACCAGUGGAUCUCCGGUGAUUUGGAAAUUAACCCCUUAUAUAUGUGUUUUAUGUAACACAUUCACACUGGGACAAGAAAAGUUAGUCUUUUUUUGUCCCCUUGUGAGUAAAUUGCUGUGAUGUCAGGGGCAGGUUCACCACUUUCACGUAACUGUUCAGACCGAUGCUGUCCUACAUGUCAUUCAUUUCAUCAUCUUUUGAGAUGUUACUUUUCUGAAGGAUUUACUCUUAGACUGAAUAUCCAUUUUUAGGUCAACAGCCAUGAGCUAUUGUGAAGGCGCCGUGCCCAGCAUCGUCUUUGCCGUCGUCUUUGUUCGCAGUGGUCGGAUUCAUUUCAAAUUUUAUAUGUAGCUUCCUUUGGACAAUGCUUUUAAAGUUUGUUCACAGACAAAUUUUAAUUUUGGAAUCUUUGAAAUAUAAAAGAUUUGCCUUGACUUAUAAUGGGCCAUAUUUUGAUGGUUUAUAACAUGGAAACAGUUAGAGAUAUCAGUAUAGUUACUAUUGAGCACUGAUAGGAAGUCCUAUAUGGACUAUAAUUUAAUUAGUUGAGUUAACGUCCGGUGAAAGUACCACCCACUUUUAUUGGGAGGUUGAUCUUCUGCACAGGACUCUAACAUAGUGGCAUGACCUGACAUCUACUUUAUAUUGUGACAUGAACCCUCAGAAUUUUCUCCAAAAACACUUAAAACUCCAAUUUAUCAUCACCAGCCCACUGUUUAUGAUCUUAAAACAGGAAAUAGGCCAAAUCAAUAGUCGGAGGAAACAAAAAUGCUGCUGAAUCACAUACGACUAAUAUUAUCACAGGAUCUCUGUUUUCGUGGGUCAUUUCCUAAGAAGUUUUUAUAGACAUUCUUAUAAUUCACGUGGAAGUAAGAUCACAGAUGAUCCCUGCAAUUAUUACAAAUUACCAGAGCUCCACAGGUAGUACUAGUCAUUUACAAAUGGUUUUAAUGGAUACUGUCUGCUCAUAUUUCCCAAAAAAACAAUUCGAGACAAAAGGUAACCAGGAUGUAAUUUCUGAGGAUACUGUCGCAAUUGUACCUUCAGGGUAACACAAGCUGGUAAAGUGAAAAUUAAGCUUUUUUGGGGCUGUGGUUCGGGAGCGUGUAUCUGAUCAAUGGCAGUUUUUGGAGAAAGACAAAACUGUCCAUAACCUUUUCUCUAAAUUGUGCUGAAACAGGAGAAAAUUCUAUUGUAGCUUGGGCUGUGUGUGUGCAAAGAAAGCUUAAACAAUCUUUGCUUUUUACAUUCUUAUGGUGUAUUAAACAAAGAAGAUCAUUUAUGACCUUUGCAAGUGUUUGUAAAGACAGUUAAUCUGCUUUGAUAUGAAGGUAAAAUGUAAGCUUGUUAUCAUUUUAAUGUGUGUUUACACUGGGUAAGAAGCAGCAAAAGGUGCUGACAAUUUAGUGUGAAGGCCAUUACUAUGACCUUUUAUUUUGAAGCCAAAGUGCCAACAUAUAUUAAUUACAAUAUGUUGUAUCUGCAUAAAGAAUAAUCUAUGUCUUUGUAGGUUGAAGAGGGAAAGUUACAUGAACCUUCCAUUUUAACAGCAAACCCAGUCAAUAAAUAGAAAAUCCACACAGCAGUUACAUGCCUAAUACCCAGAGACGGCAUGCUUGAUUAUUCAUUGUAUUCUACAUAAUCACUGAAAAGAAAAACCUCUUAACUGACCAAAGGAGGUUCUGUAAACAGAGAAGAAACCAGGGUGUAAUAAUUGUAAAAUCAGAUUUGGUGUUUUCUUCAUUAAGUGCAUAAUUCUCUACAAAGGCUGAAAACAACAGCUUUCAGUCUGACAACAUAUUCUCAAUGUACUUCAGCUAUAAGGGUGGAUAUUUGUCUACUUUGUUUUUAAGAAAACCCAGGAGAAAGACGCUGCUUGAGUUCAUUUUAUAUUUUGACAAUGAAAUCUUCAGUUUGGUCUUAUUUAUAGAAAAUACCCACUGUUAAAUUUUGCAUUUCUUACUCUUUUGACACUUUUAAUGAAAUGUUGCUCAAGUUACUGUGAAUGGUUUAUUAUUAUGUCAUUUAAAUGUUUUCAUGAUUUGUGAGGUUAGUAUUAAUAUUUCAUACAAUGACAAAUUAUCAUAAUCAGGUGAAUUAAAUGGUUUGUCAAAGCCUUCCUAAAAUACAUGGCCAGACUAUGCAAAGUGAAGUCUUAAAACAUUAACCUGACUUUAUUUGUUAAAGUAUUAAAGAAAAACACUAUAGUUUGUGCCAAAUUUUGUGCCAUUUGUUUAACCAUUUUCAGCUCAGGCAGGUAAAUGUCUGAUGCAAAAGCAGUUGGAACCAAAUUAUAAACUAGAACUUUGCCAAGUAUUUAAAACACAGACACUGGGACGGCAGUUACUAAUGCAACAGAACUGCACCUGACUGAAGCCAUUCUAUUUGAAGCAGUAAUGUACAUCUGUCAACAGUGACUACAGAAUAAAUAGUCAGCGGGUAGUUUUUAGAAUUUAGGUACUAGAAGUACAAAUAGAUGUCAAACACAUGCAAACAUUGAACAGUUUUGGAGGUUUUUUGGAGGAUGGUGCGGUUGCUCAGAUGUUUUUUUUUGUUUUUUUUCUGAUGACUUCUGUAUCACAAACCUCUUGAAAGCAGCCCCAGUUGCUGAACAGUUUGAGUUAAUAUUAGAAGAAGCAGAUGUCAUGGAAUGUUUCCUGUUGUUUUUGAGCCAGUGUUACUUUGCAAUUGAAAUAUAGAGCAAAUAAAUGACUUGUUACUGGAAAACAGUA